Messenger RNA from Mesoplodon densirostris (Blainville's beaked whale), 1281 nucleotides. It is a transcript of the gene CABP1, whose product is annotated as calcium binding protein 1. The transcript has 7 exons. The record is from RefSeq and is a predicted model, not a curated record. Lineage: Eukaryota; Metazoa; Chordata; Mammalia; Artiodactyla; Ziphiidae. Bases 1 to 1281 code for a protein of 426 amino acids. Gene Ontology annotation, molecular function: calcium ion binding.
AUGGGCGGCGGCGACGGGGCCGCAUUUAAGCGGCCGGGGGACGGCGACCGCCUCCAGCGCGUCCUCGGGCUCGGCUCCCGCCGGGCGCCCCGCUCUCUGCCCGCUGGGGGCCCAGCGCCGCGCCGCACCGCGCCGCCCCCGCCGGGCCAUGCGAGCGCGGGCCCCGCCGCGAUGAGCUCGCACAUCGCUAAAAGCGAGUCCAAGACGUCGCUGCUGAAGGCGGCGGCGAGCGGGGGCAGCCGGGCUCCCCGCCACGGCCCUGCCCGGGAGCCAGUGCUGUCCAGCCGCCGGCUGCCCGGCCCCUGCCCGGGCACGCCGCCGCCGUCCGGGGACCCCAGUUUGCGGAGGCCCCUGUGCCGGCCGGCGCCGCGAGAGGAGGGCGCGCGGGGGAGCCGGCGCGGGCUCCCCCAGGCGCACUGCAGGCCCCGGGAGGCGCCGCCGGCCGCGGCGUCCCGACCUUCGCCGCCGUCGCCGCUGCCGCCGGCCCGCGGGCGGGAUGGGGAGGAACGGGGGCUGUCCCCGGCGCUCGGCCUCCGGGGCUCUCUGCGAGCCCCAGGUCGCGGGGACUCAGCUCCAGCCGCCGCGUCCGAGGCAGACCCGUUCCUCCACCAGCUGCGCCCCAUGCUCAGCUCCGCCUUCGGCCAGAUGCGCCAGGAGGAGACCAGCUAUACGGUGGUGCAGACGAGUGAGGAAGGGCUGGCGGCCAGCGGCGAGCUCCCCGGACCGCUCCUGAUGCUGGCCCAGAACUGCGCCGUCAUGCACAACCUGCUGGGCCCGGCCUGCAUUUUCCUGCGUAAGGGCUUCGCGGAGAACAGGCAGCCUGACAGAUCACUGCGGCCAGAGGAGAUUGAAGAGCUCCGCGAGGCCUUCAGAGAGUUUGACAAAGACAAGGACGGCUACAUCAACUGCAGGGACCUGGGCAACUGCAUGCGCACCAUGGGCUACAUGCCCACCGAGAUGGAGCUUAUCGAGCUGUCUCAGCAGAUCAACAUGAACCUGGGUGGCCAUGUGGAUUUUGAUGACUUUGUGGAGCUAAUGGGACCUAAACUCCUGGCGGAGACAGCAGAUAUGAUUGGAGUAAAGGAACUGCGAGAUGCCUUCCGAGAGUUUGACACCAAUGGUGAUGGGGAGAUAAGUACCAGUGAGUUACGAGAGGCCAUGAGGAAACUCCUGGGUCAUCAGGUGGGACACCGAGACAUAGAGGAAAUUAUCCGAGAUGUGGACCUCAAUGGGGAUGGACGAGUGGACUUUGAAGAGUUUGUCCGGAUGAUGUCCCGCUGA